AUGUCCCCCGCGCACUCCGCGGGAAGCGGAUCGAGCGGCGAUGAGCGCGAUAGGGGGAGGGAGGAGCACGGGAAAGGGCGCGAAGGGCGGGGCGAGGGGAGGCGGAGGCGGGAUGAGGGGAAGGAACGGGAGAGGGAGUGGGGCAGAUCGGCGGAAAAGGAUGGAGACAGGUUCGGGCCGAAGGAUAGGGAUAGGUCCGGAAGCGAUCGCGAGAGAAGGAAGGAUCGGGAACAUGACGGGGAGAAAGAUGAUCGCAGGGAGAGAGGAAAGGACAGGGAUCGAGACAGAGACAGAGACAGGGAUAGGGAUAGAGAUAGGGAUAGGGAUAGGGAUAGAGAUAGGGAGAAAGAUAGGGAUCGACAUAGGGAUAGGGAUAGGGAUAAGGAUAGGGAUAAGGAUAGGGACAGAGAUAGGGGUCGCAAAGAGAGGGAGCGUGAGAAGGAGGGGGAGAAGGAGCGGGAUGGAGAGAGGCACAGGGAGAGGGACCGAGAGCGUGACAGGGAGAAAGGGAAGAGCAAGGACCGUCACAGGGAUAAGGAGAGGGGCAGAGAGAAAGACCGGGAGCGGGAGGAGCGGGAGCGGGAGGAACGGGAAAGGGAGGAGCGGGAGCGGGAGGAGCGGGAGCGCGAGCGGGAGAGGCGGAGCGCGCGGCUGGAGUCGCUGAAAGCGCUGACGGGCGGCAAGGGCGAGCGCAGCGACAGGCGCCGCGAGAGGGCGGGCGCGCGGGUGCUUAGGGAGGGUGCGGGCGCGGCGGAGGGCGCGCAGGGGCCCGCAGGUGGCGGGGAAGGGGGUCAAGGCGGCGAGGGGGGCGGGAUGGGAGGAGGGGAGGGGUCCGUGAUUAAGGGGGAUGGGUUGGGGGCUAAGACAGGGGAUGGGGUGGGCAGUAAGGGAGGGGAGGAGGCGGGUGGCGAGGCUCAGGAGGCUGGGCUGCGCAAGCUGAGGCUGAAGCUGUCAGGUGCUUCUUCAGGUUGGUCUCAGCAGGGGGAGGCGUCAGCAGCGGCAACAGUGGGCAAGGAGAGUCCCAGAGAUGCUGCAGCUCACCAUGACUUCGCCUUGGACCCCUUACAAGCCCCGCGUCGCAGCCGGCGCAGCAUGAAGCUGCCGGCGCCGUCCUCGCCGUCCUCCGCUGCCGGCCACGCUGCGCGGGUGGCAGCGGAGGUGGAGGCGGCGCGGCAGCUGAAGCGCGAGGAGGCCGCGCGGCGCCGCAAGCAGCAGUCGGAGCGCGCGGCACGCGCCGUCCAGGAGAACGCGAUCCAGAAGAUUCUCGGGCAGGACGGGUCGAGGAAGCGGCGGGAGCAGAAGAUUCAGAAGAAACGACAGGAGGAGGCCGAGGAGCGCCUGGCAGCCAGUCAGGUGCCGCCACCUGGCUUCGUGCGAAUGCGCUUCACAGCAGAUGGUGUGACAGUGGCAUGGUCGCCCGACUGCCAGCAACCCGCCAUGUUCCGCCCCCAGCCGCCGCUGCCCAUCCCGCCCCCACGCCCCCUGUGUGCAGCGCCGGGGUGCCACAAUCCCUUCCGCUAUCGCGACUCCAAGACCCGCCUGCCGCUCUGCUCCCUGCACUGCUACAAGACAAUACACGCCCCCCUGCCCGCUGCUGCUGCUACCUAUUAG
Messenger RNA from Closterium sp. Yama58-4, 1611 nucleotides. The record is from the annotation of a GenBank genome assembly. Lineage: Eukaryota; Viridiplantae; Streptophyta; Zygnematophyceae; Desmidiales; Closteriaceae.